AUUGUAGAACAGCUUCGUUGUUCCUAUCCUGAUUUCCCUGUGAUACCGCAUUCUCUCUCUGCGUUGUUGAACAUUCAGAAAAUGGAGAACAACGCAUUCAGAGAUCGAAUCUUUGCAGAAAAUGAACAAGAAGAAAUCCCCGAUUCCUUUAAUUGCUGCGUUUGUCUGGAUCUAUUAUACAAGCCCAUUGUGCUAUCUUGUGGUCAUAUAUGCUGUUUCUGGUGUGUCUAUAAUUCAAUGAACUGUCUGCGUGAGUCUCAAUGUCCAGUAUGUAGGAAUCAAUACUAUCACUUCCCAACAGUCUGCCAAAUGCUUCACUUUUUGCUUCUUAAGAUCUAUACUGUUGCUUACAAGAGAAGGGAGAACCAAACUCUUGAGGAAGAAAAUAAAUCAGGGUUCUACUCCCCUCAAUUUGAUCCUGAUACUUGUGAAUCGCAAGCUAAAUUUGGUCAUUCUGGUAUCCCUUCUUCCUCCUCUAUUACGAAUUUGACAUCCAACUCUUGCAAUGUGGGAACUUCUGAAUGCGUGGAGCAAUCAGGGCCCACUGCCCAUGAAGGAGAUGAAGGCACUGUCUAUUCUGAUGGAAAGCCUGAUAUUAGAACUCCUGCUAAAGAAAAAAAAAUUCCUCAGGAAGAGCUUUCUCCACAACAGAAAUUAUCAGUUGCAGAUGUGAUGUGUACAAUGUGCAAGCAACUGCUCUUUCAUCCUGUAGUUCUUAAUUGUGGUCAUGUAUACUGUCAAGCUUGUGUCAUGAACAUAGAUGAUGAGAUGCUUAGAUGUCAAGUUUGUCAAAGUCCACAUCCCAGAGGAUUUCCAAAAGUGUGUUUGGAGUUGGAUCACUUUUUGGAGGAACAAUUUCCUGAAGAAUAUGGACAACGGAGAGAUGCCUUUGAACAGAGGCAAAUCAAAGUCAAACCUGAGAUCCCUUCUUCUGGUUCAUUGGAUAAUGGUAACAAAGGAGGAAGUAUAGAUUGGUGGACCGAUCCUGACUCAAAAGUUCACAUUGGAGUUGGUUGUGAUUUUUGCGGGAUGUUUCCCAUAAUUGGAGAUAGAUAUAGAUGCAUUGACUGUAAAGAGAAGAUGGGUUUUGAUCUUUGUGGUGAUUGCUAUGCAACCCGGUCCAAGCUUCCCGGUCGAUUCAACCAACAACACACCUCAGAGCACAAAUUCAAGCUUGUAGAACCCAACGUUCUUCAGAACAUAAUGUUGAGGCUGGCCACAGCACAAUUAGGGGACACUUCUAUGGACCUGGGGUCUGUAGGAAACUUAGAAAUUACUGCAGAUGGCGCUGCAUUGUUUGAUGAUGGAGAAGAUAACCACAGUGACUCUGAAGGCACCAACUGAAAAAUUGAGCUCAACAAAAGUCCAUGGUCUUCCAUUGAGAGAAGCAAAUAAUGCAAUGCUUCAAGGAGUUUGCUAGUCAAUUGGUUGGGGAAUUCUCAAUUCCACAAGGCCAAUGUGGUUUUCCUAUUGUAUGCCAACUUGAAAAUGUUUUUAUGUCUCAACUGAAUUUGUCUCCAGCUUGUCGCAAUCCGUGGCUAUUUUCUGUCAUUGCAUUAGGUGCUAGCAAUACUGUUACACCUUGAUGGUAAGAAUCUUGUACCUGGCUGUUUGAACAUAUUCGGGAAUGUACAUAUUCUAGGAGUUUGUCUGUGAUCUAUGAUAAUGUUUGUUACACUCUUAAUAAUAAUUGUUAUAUUAUUGUGAAUAAUACCACGGAGCAGCUUGUAUUAUCGUAUGUAUUAAUAAUGAUG
Messenger RNA from Cajanus cajan (pigeon pea), 1754 nucleotides. Its product is annotated as E3 ubiquitin-protein ligase PRT1. Gene Ontology annotation, biological process: proteasome-mediated ubiquitin-dependent protein catabolic process. NCBI's taxonomy places the organism in Eukaryota, Viridiplantae, Streptophyta, Magnoliopsida, Fabales, Fabaceae. The record is from RefSeq and is a predicted model, not a curated record. Gene Ontology annotation, molecular function: ubiquitin protein ligase activity; zinc ion binding.